This is a messenger RNA of Syzygium oleosum, 2068 nucleotides long. Its product is annotated as L-ascorbate oxidase homolog. The record is from RefSeq and is a predicted model, not a curated record. Gene Ontology annotation, molecular function: oxidoreductase activity; copper ion binding. NCBI's taxonomy places the organism in Eukaryota, Viridiplantae, Streptophyta, Magnoliopsida, Myrtales, Myrtaceae. The transcript is spliced from 8 exons. The coding region runs from base 208 to 1830 and encodes 540 amino acids.
ACAUUCACCUCAACUUUUACUUGCCAACUCCAUACCCGCAAGCGCUCCUCCCACUCCUCCUUUCCCAAAAUAAAUACGCGAAGCAACACUGCCAAAGGUUGUCUGUCACUCUCUUGACUAAGAGCAAGAGAGCAAGCUCUCUCUCUCUCUCUCUCUCUCUAUCCGUGUCUCUCUUUCUCUGUCCGUGGCAAGAAAACGGCGCUGAAAAUGGCGGGAGGCGCGAUCUGCGCUUCGCUGGCGGUUGCCCUGUUCUUCGCCGUCGUCGGAGCUGAGAACCCGUACAGGUUCUUCAACUGGAACGUGACGUACGGCGACAUAUACCCCCUCGGCGUCCGUCAGCAGGGGAUACUCAUCAAUGGCCAGUUCCCAGGUCCCGACAUCCACUCGGUCACCAACGACAAUCUCAUCAUCAACGUCUUCAACAGCUUGGACGAGCCUUUCCUCAUCUCCUGGAGUGGAGUCCAACAGAGGAGGAACUCCUUUGAGGAUGGGGUGUAUGGCACAACUUGCCCUAUACCACCCGGUAGAAACUUCACGUACAUCUUCCAAGUGAAGGAUCAAAUAGGGAGCUUCUUCUACUUCCCAUCCCUUGCAUUCCACAAGGCAGCUGGUGGGUUCGGUGGGAUCCGGAUUCUUAGCCGACCUCUAAUUCCUGUCCCAUUUGCAGAUCCGGCCGGUGAUUACACUGUUCUUAUUGGAGACUGGUAUAAGGCCAAUCACACGACUCUCAAGGCCACACUUGACCGAGGUAAGAAACUACAUUACCCUGAUGGGAUCCUCAUAAAUGGUCGUGGACCAAAUGGCAUCUCUUUCAACGUGGAACAAGGAAAAACUUACAGGCUUAGGAUAUCAAACGUGGGAUUGAUGAAUUCCCUCAACUUCCGUAUUCAGGGCCACAAAAUGCUGUUGGUGGAGGUGGAGGGGACGCAUGUGAUGCAAACUCACUUCUCCUCUCUGGAUGUUCAUGUGGGCCAAUCUUAUUCGGUUCUAGUCACAGCAGAUCAACCUGCUCAAGACUAUUACAUUGUGGUUUCGACUCGGUUUUACUCUCAAAUCAAUACCACAACUGGCAUUCUUCGUUACAGCAACUCUGCUGGCCCAGUCUCUGGCCCUCCUCCUGGUGGACCCACCAUCCAAAUUGAUUGGUCCCUGAACCAGGCCCGUGCUAUCAGGACUAAUCUUACAGCGAGUGGACCAAGGCCUAACCCCCAAGGCUCAUAUCAUUAUGGUCUCAUCACCCCCGCCAGAACGAUCAGACUGUCGAGUUCUGCCGGUCAAGUUAAUGGGAAACAAAGAUAUGCUGUUAACAGUGUCUCCUUCAUCCCAGCGGACACUCCUCUUAAGCUUGCAGACUACUUCAACAUCGGUGGAGUUUUUCGGGUAAAUAGCAUAUCAGAUAGACCCACCGGUGGAGGUAUAUAUCUCGACACAGCAGUUUUGGGUGCUGACUACAGAGCCUUCAUUGAGAUAGUGUUUGAAAAUGGCGAGGACAUAGUCCAGAGUUGGCACCUUGAUGGAUACAGUUUCUUUAUUGUGGGCAUGGAUGGAGGGCAAUGGACAACUGACAGUCGAAAUCAGUACAAUCUCCGUGAUGCUGUUUUCCGGAGCACCACUCAGGUUUACCCCAAGUCAUGGACGGCCAUCUAUGUGGCACUAGAUAAUGUGGGAAUGUGGAACUUGAGGACUGAAUUUUGGGCGCGACGGUACCUCGGACAGCAACUCUAUUUGCGAGUUUACACUUCAUCGACUUCGCUGAGAGACGAAUUCCCCAUUCCGAAGAACGCGCUUCUGUGCGGCAGAGCGCAAGGGCGACACACGAGACCCCUCUAAAGAUUUCGAGCCUAUAACAGUUUGAGUAACCGUGUUGCAGAAGUCUCUGAUACUCAAGUUGAAUGGUCUAGAGUAGAGGGUAUUUGAUUUAUUCAAGAUGCUCUUGAAUGCUUUUGCUAGAGCUAUUGUGUAAUUUCAGACAUUGAAAGACCUCAGCUCGAGGUCGCAUUCUUUUCUUGUUCAAGAUUCUGAUGGCGAUAAUAUUUAUAUUUACAGAUCGAGAUUCUUCCGUGUCGUA